Messenger RNA from Papilio polytes (common Mormon), 2625 nucleotides. Its product is annotated as glucose dehydrogenase [FAD, quinone]. The coding region runs from base 511 to 2361 and encodes 616 amino acids. The record is from RefSeq and is a predicted model, not a curated record. NCBI's taxonomy places the organism in Eukaryota, Metazoa, Arthropoda, Insecta, Lepidoptera, Papilionidae. The transcript is spliced from 3 exons. Gene Ontology annotation, molecular function: oxidoreductase activity, acting on CH-OH group of donors; flavin adenine dinucleotide binding.
GACAAGGUAGACGAUCCAAUUCGAUACAAAUCCGACUACCGCGCCAACGAGCAAUACAGACACAAAUCUAGACGAAGUCCCGACAGCAACAGUGAUUCUUCAAACGAAAGCAGCGGAUAUAGAAGCGGUUCAAGUGCUUACGAUUUCAGAUCUGAUAGGUCUUCUAAAAGCAAUUAUUAUUGUACGUCCUUGUACAAGAACGAUCAUUACAAAGACGUCAACAAAGAACUGUAUAAACCAGUCAAAAUACCUAAAGAAAAACGCUACAAGGUGCAAUUGUUCGAGGUCAACGACAACGAAAUAAAAAGUGCUCGCCUAAAAGGCUACCUUAGUGACACAGAGAAAGCUAAACUUAAAGCCGGGCCGACGCCAAAGAAAGCCGGAAUAAGGAAUUACACGCCUAAGAUCCUAUCUGAAGACGAGCAGAGAUUGAAGAUAGAGGGCUGGAUUUAGUUGGAGUGUAGCAUAAGUUGUAUAUAGUUAGUUAGUAGAUGAUUUUGGAAGGUGAGGAUGGAGGCGGCCGGAGCGCUCGCGAGCUUGGCGCCGUCGCCAAUCACCGUGCUGGGUCUGAUACCACUCCUGGCGCUUGGGAUCACGUACUUCAGAUACCAGCAAUACGAUCCGGAGUCAUAUAUCACGGACAUCAAUGCUAUAAUGCCGAUUUACGACUUUGUGAUAGUGGGCGGCGGGUCGGCGGGCGCGGUUGUUGCCUCGCGCCUGUCGGAGAUCGGCAACUGGACUGUAUUACUACUGGAAGCUGGACAGGAUGAGAGCGAAAUCUCCGACAUCCCCGCGCUGGCCGGAUACACGCAACUCUCCGAUAUGGACUGGAAGUUUCAGACGACGCCUUCAAAUAACCGCUCCUACUGUCUCGCCAUGAAUGGGGACCGCUGCAACUGGCCGCGUGGCAAAGUCCUCGGCGGCUGUAGCGUCCUAAAUGCCAUGGUAUACGUCAGAGGAAAUCGCAACGACUACGAUUUAUGGGAAGCGCUGGGUAAUCCCGGUUGGUCGUACGAUCAAGUUCUUCCAUACUUCUUAAAAUCAGAAGACAAUCGAAACCCAUAUCUCGCUGAAACACCCUACCAUUCCACCGGUGGUUACCUGACAGUUCAAGAAGCUCCGUGGCGCACGCCUCUAUCGGUAACUUUUCUCAAAGGCGGUAUGGAACUAGGCUACGAAUAUCGUGACAUAAACGGUGCGAAACAAACCGGUUUCAUGUUGACCCAAGCGACCAUGCGCCGUGGAAGCCGAUGUAGCACGGCUAAAGCAUUUCUCCGACCGGUCCGUCAACGGACUAAUCUGCACAUCGCUCUGGGAGCGCAGGUAACAAGGAUUUUAAUUAAUCCCGCUAAGAAGCAAGCUUACGGCGUCGAAUUCAUUAGAAAUGGUGAACGACAAAAGGUGCGCAUAAAGAGAGAGGUGAUAAUGUCCGCUGGUGCGUUGGCAACACCUAAGCUUCUGAUGCUAAGCGGCAUCGGGCCUGCAGAUCAUUUGCGAGAGCACGGAAUACCGCUGAUCGCUAAUCUAAAAGUCGGUCAUAAUUUGCAAGAUCACGUAGGUUUGGGUGGUUUAACAUUCGUCGUCAACAAACCGGUCACUUUCAAAAAGGACCGCUUCCAAACGUUCGCGGUUGCAAUGAACUACAUAUUAUACGAAAAAGGACCUAUGACGACACAAGGCGUGGAGGGGCUUGCUUUCGUAAAUACUAAGUACGCCCCACCGUCGGGCAACUGGCCUGAUAUACAAUUUCAUUUCGCCCCGAGUUCAGUGAACUCAGAUGGCGGUGAACAGAUCAGAAAAAUCUUAAAUUUACGUGAUAGGGUUUAUAACACUGUGUACAAACCUAUAGAAAACGCGGAGACUUGGACAAUACUGCCUUUAUUAUUGCGACCUAAGAGUUCGGGAUGGGUGAAACUUAAAAGCAGAAAUCCCUUCCAUCCACCAUCGAUAGAGCCCAAUUACUUCGCUUAUAAGGAAGAUAUUCAAGUUCUAACUGAGGGUAUAAAGAUAGCGUUUGCACUCUCUAAUACAACAGCAUUCCAGAAAUAUGGAUCUCGACCUCACACCAUUCCGAUGCCGGGGUGUUCGCACCUUACUCUCUUCAGCGACGAAUAUUGGGAAUGUAGUUUGAAACAUUUCACAUUUACGAUCUACCAUCCCACGGGCACAUGUAAGAUGGGGCCUACACACGAUCGAGAUGCAGUAGUUGACCCCAGAUUGAGAGUCCACGGUGUUGCCAAUUUACGUGUAGUCGACGCAAGUAUUAUGCCAACUAUUAUUAGUGGUAACCCUAACGCUCCCGUGAUUAUGAUAGGUGAAAAGGCAUCAGAUAUGAUCAAAGAAGACUGGCUCGUGUUAUGACCAAAUUGAAGUGUGAAAUAAGUGAGUCAAAGUUAAGAACUAUUUAUCUCUGAAUACUUGUAAGUUGUUGAUUGUAAACAAAUUUAUUUAAGUAUGUAAAUAUUAAAAAUUAGUGUCUAAAAUCGAUUCGAAGAUGUAUAGUCAUUUAGAGUUAACAUGACUAGACUUAUAGACAUUCGCUAGUGAUGAAUAUUUUUAAGUUAUACUGUAACACAAUUUAAUAUUUGUACAAAAUCUCUAAGAAUAUAUUUUUGUUAUUUAAAA